Periconia digitata is the source of this 3297-nucleotide messenger RNA. The record is from the annotation of a GenBank genome assembly. NCBI's taxonomy places the organism in Eukaryota, Fungi, Ascomycota, Dothideomycetes, Pleosporales, Periconiaceae.
UUCCCCUGUACCCACCCGCCCGCUGCUAACAAGCCAUUUGCACGCACCUCCUUCUCGCCCUCCACCAUCUAUUUGUUUGCCAUCGAUCCUCAUCGCUCCGCCCAAAAACACUCGGCACUUGUACAUGCACCUGGUCGCCAUUCCCGUCCUCACCCUCACCCUCACCCUCACCUGCCGGCCCAUGGCUGCCACCUUAUCUCGGGGGCUAGUCCAAAGGUCAGCAUUCGGCCCUUCCCGUCUCACCUGUAGGUAAGCCGCCAUCUCUGUGUGUUGCUUGGUGAUCCGACUUCAUCGCACGCCCAGGUAAAUGCACAUAUAUGCUAUUACAUAUAUAUCACACCAACAAUCCGUCUCCGCACCGAUUACUCGCGUGGGCUGCCUCGCCCGCCGCUUGUUGCUGCCUUCCGUCCCCCUAAGGCGCCACAAGCCGAACCUCACGUACGCCUUUACACCAUGUACCCGUUAAACUUUGUUAUCCUACCCUGGUCCGGCUUCGGUGAUAUUCCUCUCCCCCCCCUCUCUCUCUUUUCCCCCCCCUUCUCAUGAGUCGUACUACACACACCAUCGCGUCUUAUGACAAAUGAAUUCGCUGCCCAUGUACUUACUCUUGUCACACUCGGCAGCCACGAGAAAAGGAGAAAGAAAAACAAAGGAAUCCUUUCCAAUGUUCCAAUCGGAUCCUGACCCGCUUCCUUUCCCCUGCAUCGCCAACCUUGUCUGUGCGCGACCUACCCGUUCUCCUUAGCCAUCUUUUCCAUGCUUUGCCAAGUUCUUAACGCCGUGCCCCUUCACCAACACCAUUUCCGUGUGCCACCGUAAAUCCCUAGGCCACCUCACCGAGUUAGUCCCUUGUGAGAGUUGGGGCAGCAAUAUCAUAUGUAAUCAAACGGUUGUCGUGAAGAAUACCUGUAUUGUCUUGGCUUAGAUUUACCUUUGCAAAAUCCCAUCCAAUGUCUCAGUGUGUCUUUUUAGUCUUGUCUAAUCUAUCCAUCUCACUUUGAUAAAUGGCCUUCCGUACCGUAUACGUAAUCACAUAUUUCAGCAGCAACAUGCCACUCACCUACGUUGCUGACAUGUCGAUUACUUUAUUGAUAUAGUUUGGUUGAUCGAUUCCAUCGGAGUAGUCACCAAGCGUUGCUCGCCCGUGUCAACGACAACGACCCGGGAUAUAUGAUACCUCCAUCCCACCGUCAACCAGAAAUGCGCUUGACGACACUGUGCGCUUUGCUGUUCUGUAUAAUCAUGGCCAGCUCCAUAUAGGAUAGGAUAGAAGCAGCCGCAGGGAGACGAGCAGGAACAGAGCUCGAGCAAUCAAUACUACGUGGCCAAGUACUAAGGCAAGUGUGUAUGUAUGUAUAUACGUACUAAACAAACAGUUGUCCCGCUCUUGCCAUGUUUGGGUCGCGCUGGGCUUCUUCCAGUGGGGGACAGCCGUGCCUGCCUUUCUUUCUGAUUCUACGGCGGUCUUGUUUACAACACCCCCAACACCCCCAUAACCUGAGGUCACUGCUACCCCAAAACCCCACCCUCACGCACACCCUCUCUCUUUCUUGAGCACAUCCACCCGCUCUCUCGCUCUGUCUGCACUGCUGCCACGCUCGUUCUGUCCCCGUCAUGGUUCCGCAUCAACCUUUCCGCGGCUCCAUUGCCAUGGGCGCCUCCAAAUACGCGCCUCCUCAGCGCAAGAAGGAGCACGCCGCAUUUCUCGCAGCCUCGGCCAGUGCUAUCUCUGCCUCUGCUAUCUCUGACGCUGCCAGCACCGCGGGCUUAGACAUGUCUUUGACUGUCCGUCAGGAGCAACCACCCGCCGCCACCGAGACUAAGUUGAAUCCUGGUCUGCAGGUAGCAAUGGAGCAAGGAAUGGCAUUGAAGCAAGAAGUCGACGAGCAUACAGCAAAGCUGUCCAAGUCCACCUCCACUGCUGCAGCCACUCGCCAGAUACUUAUGGCGCUCCAUGAUGCUCUCAAGUCUGAAGACCCUGCGGCCGCUGCCGGGAAACUCCAGGUUGUCGAGACGCUCUGGUUUGAGCUGGAAAAGCUGUACACCAGCAUUCAAGAAGCUAGGUCUGCGCUACCCGGUUUCAUCGAGAAACAGAACCAUGCUGCUAGCCUAAUAAUCGGCACCGUCGCCAACUCGGCCUUUCGAGGUGUCCACGAUGAGCUCAAAGUUCAGCACCAAAAGGUCGAUCUCCAGCACAAUUUGCUCGUUGAGCAGGAACGUGCUUUCGAAGACGCCAAAGCCCGUCUCACAUCACAGCUUCAGGAACAGAGCGAGGCUCAUCGUGCCGAGGUCUCCGCUUUGAAAGAUAGCAUUUCCCGCAUGGCCUUGACAAACGGUUGUCUCCGCCAGGACCUCGACGCAAAGACCAAAGAGGUUGCAGUACAAGAUCUAGAGCACAGGAAGAAUCUUGCCAAGGAGCAGAAAAAAGCCGAGUCUCUCGCUGCGGAACUCAAACACACCCAAGAAAAGUAUGGUAAUCAGAGUGUUGAGUAUGGCAAUGCCUUUGCUAGUAUGAACGAGCACAAGAAGACUGCCGAGGAUCUUCGUAAGCAGACCGGAGACCUUCAAGAUACCACCAAUGAUUUGCGAAGCCAGCUAGCCAAGGUGACUUCUGAGCGAGGCACCCUCUUGGAACAGUUGUCUCGCGUGAAGGAAGCCGUGGCUACUGCCGAAGCGACUUUAAGGAAGUUGGAAGAAGAGCACAAGUUACUCAAGGGUGCAUUCGGUGCCGUCAAGAGUGAGAACUUGGAAUUGACGACCAAGCUCAGAGGUGCACAGCAGAAAGCUGAGCUGCUCAACUGUACAUGUGCGAACCUAAAGCUCGACAACGACACACUUCGCACUGCCGCCGCCGAUGUCAACAAGAAGCAGAAGGCCGAAAACGGCGCGCUACAGGCCUCGAACACCGAACUCCAGAAGCAACUCUCCGAACUCAAAAUGGCCAACGACAAGCUGAAUGGCGAAGUAGACGCGCUGAAAGCGUCCCGAGAUGGUUUCAGUAGACAGCUUCUCGAAGCGAAGGCAGCGAUCAAGAACGCUGAUCUCAGAGCUUCUAUGGGGCCUGCCGAGACCCACCAGGAGAUCGCGACUCUGAAAGAACAACUCGCUAGCGCUACGCAGCUGGGUAUUGACGCCUACAGUAAAUUCAAGAGCAUGGAGCCCACGUAUAGGAAGGCAGAUGAGUAUCGCUUGGAGAACGAGAAACUCAAAGCCGGGGGUGCAACAACUGCGGCAACCGAGGUUGCUUUCUGGAAAAGCAAGUACAACCAAGUUCUUGCAGAGAAGCUUGAGGGUUAG